Metopolophium dirhodum (rose-grain aphid) is the source of this 576-nucleotide messenger RNA. RefSeq lists its product as uncharacterized. The record is from RefSeq and is a predicted model, not a curated record. The coding region runs from base 16 to 576 and encodes 186 amino acids. The transcript has 2 exons. Gene Ontology annotation, molecular function: DNA binding. NCBI's taxonomy places the organism in Eukaryota, Metazoa, Arthropoda, Insecta, Hemiptera, Aphididae.
UUCUUUCGACCAACAAUGGAAAAUAGAAAAACAGAAGGAAAUCUUAACCACGAAAGUGACGAAGAGGAGACGGAGGACGAACAAGGCAACAAUUUGCAAACAGUGGAGGAGGAUUUAAUUGAAGGUGUCAAUGAUGAAAUCACUAAAUUUAAUUCAAAUCCUGUUUUGGAAACAUCCAUGACAUCCACAACAGUAAACAAAAAUGUAAAACCUAUGCCGAAACGUACGAAACCAUCAAAAAAAAUUAACUUUGAGGAUGAGUUACUAAAGUCUCUUAGGAGUGAAAAUGAAGCCACUGACCCAGACAAAUCAUUUCUAAUGUCCCUUUUGCCUCAAAUGAAAUCUAUCAGUGAGGAUAAAAAGCCAAUGCUCUACAUUGAAUUAAUAAAUGCUAUACAGAGAGUAAAAAAUAAUGAUAAUACAUCAAUGUAUCGUCAAGGAUAUAAUCAGAGCAAUUUUCCACUCGGAGGAUAUUCGCAGACAGUAUCUGGACCAACAAUGUACUCUCAACCUGCAGUAAUACAUUCUAGUCUUCCUACUUAUAAUCAUGAGUCACUGCAGCCCUUUUUCAGAUAG